Pisolithus orientalis is the source of this 339-nucleotide messenger RNA. RefSeq lists its product as uncharacterized. Bases 1 to 339 code for a protein of 112 amino acids. The transcript has a single exon. Lineage: Eukaryota; Fungi; Basidiomycota; Agaricomycetes; Boletales; Pisolithaceae. The record is from RefSeq and is a predicted model, not a curated record.
AUGGGGCUUGGAGGAGAGUCUGUUGACCAGCUCUGCAAUCCUCUGACAGAUGUCCUCAAACUCAUUGAUCCUUGUCAAAAGCUUGCCAUCCAAAUCUUCAUUGCUCUUGAGCACUCAUUGGAGUCUGUGUAUGAGAAGAUAUGCAUUGGCAUCCAUGCCUGUUUUCCAGGCUCUGAACUUCCCUCAUUCUACCAGGUCAAAUGCCUCCUUGUGGACCUAACCAGAGUCAUGUCUAUCAUCAACCAUAUGUAUAUCAACUCAUGCACCACAUUUGUUGGUCCCUAUGCCCAUCUUGACACCUGCCCUGAAUGUGAUGAGCUGCACUAUGACCAAGUUUGA